Molecule: messenger RNA, 3459 nt
Organism: Colias croceus (clouded yellow)
Lineage: Eukaryota; Metazoa; Arthropoda; Insecta; Lepidoptera; Pieridae
Product: aminopeptidase N
Exons: 15
Coding region: 442-3255 (937 amino acids)
Biological process (GO): proteolysis; peptide catabolic process
Cellular component (GO): cytoplasm
Molecular function (GO): metalloaminopeptidase activity; zinc ion binding; peptide binding
Source: RefSeq, a predicted model, not a curated record
AGUUUUUCAGGAUUAUGGACAUGGACGUGAAAUGAAAAUGAGAUGGUACGUGGGGCAAAUCAAACCCAAAGUUUUUAUACCUAUCGUGCAAAGCCACGACAAAUUUAAAUCACGCAAGAGGAAUUCCUCGAUACCCUGGACUUGACCAUCAUCGAGCAAAAUGGAAGUAAUGAAGGGUCCGCAAUUUUUACAAAAGGAUUGUAACAUAUACAGAAAUACAUUAGCACCCAAAAAAAUCCUGUAUGGGGAUUGGGGAUACAUACAAGAUAAUUUUCUCGCGAUCUCAGUGUGUAAUAUCAGCAAGUUAAUAAGAUUAGCGAGUAUAAGUGACAAUCACAGUGUCGUCAGCGCAAAUCGGAGAUAUCCUGCUACCAAUUGAGCGAAUGAGGAGGGACAGAGGAUCAUAUAGCUGAAGUCCGUCGCCCUGGAACGUUUUGUAAGAUGAAGUCCAUUGGUGGUCUGAUCGCCGCUUGUGCAUACUUAUGCUACGCUAAUUCACUUCCACCGGAUAAGGGUCAGAACAUACAAGGUCUUCACAUCAUCAAAACCCGAAGUAUAGACUUAAACAAUGCCCAUGCUCUAACUCUUGAAGCUCGUUUAGAAAAAACUGUCGAACCCACUGGCUACCAUCUAGAUAUCGAACCGUAUUUGGAAGAUGCACUGUUCAAAGGUCAUGUGAAGAUUAAUGUCACGUGGCUACAAGAUUCAGACGAAAUAAGUGUGCACUGCGCUCACGACUUGGAAGUGACAAAUUAUGAAGUGUAUAUUGAAGAAUCCGGGAAAAUGGAAAAGGUGGCAAUAAAAAAGAUGAGGAUGGAUACCAAGAAGCCGAUUCUAACGUUGCGGUUGGGCAGAACAGUUCCUAAGUCCACUUUAGGCUACUUGGACUUCAGUUUCAAAGGGAACUUGCAAACCACAUCAACUGAUGGUUUCUUCACGUCGACUUACAAAACUGAGGUCGAUGAAGAGCGCAUCGUUGCUGGCACCCAGCUUCGUCCGAACAACGCAAGGCGAAUGUUCCCUUGUUUUGAUGAACCAGGUUACAAGACUCCGUUUGAAUUAACAGUCGUGAGACCACGGGACAUGAUCGCUCUUAGCAACACACCCGUUGCUAAGACUGAAAAUAUAACUGAUGAACCAGGCGCAGUGAAAGAUUAUUUUGAAAGAACUCCGCCGAUGUCCACAUUCACUUUGGGAAUCGUAAUAGCUCAUUUAAAACAACUCGGUGGUUCCACACAAUAUAAAGAUGACAAUGGAAAUAAUAUCGAAUUGCGUGUCUGGGCUAGACCAGAGUUUCUCCCAGCGCUUGAAGGUGUGCAUGAGAAGGUUCCCCGUGUGUUCGCUGAAAUUGCCAACUUCUGGCAAGUUCCAUUGCCUCUAAGACGGUUGGAUAUUGUGGCAUUGCCAAAUUAUCUCGGCGUCAAACCCGUGGACAACUGGGGACUUAUUGUUUUUAAGGAGAGUGACCUAACAAACCGCAGAUACCUCCAAUUAGAACAAGAGAUCACAUACCACUGGCUCGGAGCCCUCACCACUCCCGCGUGGUGGAGCGACGCGUAUGUCAAUAAAGGACUUGUGGGGUAUAUCGCUGCAGAAAUUGCUUUGAAGCUUAACGACACGGAGAUAGAGAGACAAUGGCCGCUAACAGUGCUUUAUUCAAUAUAUUAUGAGUUCAGUAAGCGAUAUCCCCACUCUCGGAUUACCGGCAUGAAACAAGAGACAGCUUGCACUAAGAUAGAACUGCUGUUCAGACUUUUUAAUUAUACCCUCGGCGCUGAUACUUUUAGGAAGGGUUUGCGGAAAUUUAUAAAGGAAAAGAGAAUGAAAACAUUUACCAGUGAUGAUGUUUGGAAUGCUCUGAACGACGCUGCUCGGGAAGACGGCAAAAUUUCAAAAGACGUUGACAUUAAAAUGAUAGCCGCAAGUUGGAUUGAAAAAGACCGACUUCCUCUAAUCACAGUUACAAGGAAUUAUGAGAAGAAUACAGCUCACAUUUCACAGAAAGUAUACUUACGGGAGCGACCACAUGACGUUCCCAAUGCUGACAAGAUGACCUGGCAACUACCUCUAGUGUUAAUACGUGGAGAUAAAUUAGAUUUCACGAACACAGCUCCUGUAGCCUGGAUGCAGGGGAAAGAGAUGACGCUAGAUAACAUGCCGGGAAAAGAUCAGUUUAUCAUCGUGAAUCCUGAAGAAAUUGCUCCAUUCCCUGUCAACUACGAGAAGGACAAUUGGAACAUACUCCUACAGUUCCUACAAAGUGACAAGCGAGUUACCAUACCACCACUAACCCGUGCUAAAAUCCUUCACGAUGCAUGGAACCUUGCAUAUGCCGGCGAACUUUCCUUUGUAACCGCAUUAAAUAUGACAUUAUUUUUGAAAAAUGAGAAAGAUUACAUGGUCUGGGAGCCUGUGUUUACAAUGAUCGAUCAUAUUGGAAGGCAUAUUUGCUCGUGUAUAGCUGACAAAUUUAGGGCAUACGUCCGAACAUUCCUCAGUCCUCUUUAUGACGAGCUGAAGAUUGAGAAAGAAAAUGAAGAAUCUGGGAGGAAGAACUUACGGUCUUUAACGAAAUCAUUCCUCUGUAAAGCUGGAUACAAACCCUGUAUUCAGGAAGCGCAGGAAGCUUAUGACAAAUGGAUGGAAGCACCUAAUCCUGAUGAUGGGAACCCAAUUCCAAAUCAAUUCAUCUGUCCAGUCUUCAAAUGGGGUUCACAAAAGGAGUGGGAAUUUGGUCUACAGAGAGUUAUAAACUUCCCUUCAUCGAGAAAGCAAAGUGAACGAACAUAUCUAUUGAAGACACUCGCUGGGUGUCCUAUAGAAGAGUACAAGAUAAAUAGACUCUUGAAUAUCACCAUUCUAGAAGGAAAUGGAAACUUUACCGAGACAGACCUUUUCCUGAUAUUUAGUAUGCUGACUGGAGGCUCCGAAGGAUACACGACGCUAUUCCAUUUCUUAGAAAAUAACUUCGAUCUCUUAAAGGAAAAGUUCUCUUCAAAAACAAACUUAUGGGACAAUCUAAUUUCAUCAGCUACUGGUGAAUUCACGACUCAAGCUGGUCUAGACUUAGUAUCCAGGUUAUAUGUCGCUCACCAAGGGGAAUUCGGUUCUGCAGAACAUAUCAUAGAGAAGUCUAUGAGGAACAUUCGAGAAGAAGUCAAAUGGUCCUCAGAAAAUAUUCCCGUUAUAGAACAGUGGCUGGAUAAUUAUAAACAAAUGACGGAUGUUAAGGAUGAUCAGUUUAUUAAGAAUUGAUGUGCUAAUUUAGGUUUUAUAUCAAUAUAUCGAAGGUUCGUUUUAAGAAUGGUUUACCGGUUUACCUGUUUACUUUUCUUUAUAUGAUAGGUUUGUAUAUUUGUUUAAAAUAGUAUUUUUAAAUUAUUUGUAAAUUUUAUCAUCUUAUGUUUUUAGAUGGACUUCUCUCUUUUUAAAUACACUUUAUUUUUAGCCCACGUGUAA